CAAAAAAAGUUUAUCAUAACCUGAUGAGAGACUAUCAGACAAAUGAAACAAUUCUUUUUACAUAUACACACACUAUAAAACAGCCUUUACUUUUCUUAAAACUGUUAUUUUAAUUCCCAUGUCCCCCUUCCCCACUGGAUCCCCUCCUCACUGGAUCUCUCUCAUCUCUCUUCUGGUUUUUAAAUAUUCUUCAAAAGCCCCCCUUUGAGUUUAGUUUGACUUCUUCAUUUCAGACCAACAACAUUGGCAAAUUUCCAUUAGCUAGCCAUCCUAAAGUCUCAUCAGCAACAUAACAAACCAUCUUGCUUCUUUCCUGAAGGCAUUCUUUUCCAUUCAAUCUCACACAUUUUUACAAACACUAGGAAAGAAGCAGAAGGAAUCAAAGUACAGAAUGAUGAAUCAUACAUAAUCAGAUAUUGUAGUAGUUGAAGGGAUUCUUUUGAUAUGGAGUUCUCUGAAUCAAACUAUCAGUUCUCCAGCUUAUGGGAUGGUGUUUUGGAGGUAACAAAAUUAGCCCAAGAAAAUGGAGGUGAUCCUUCAUCAUGGGCAAUUCAAGUUUCCUCAAUCUUGAGCUCUUCAGGGGUGUCUUUCCCUUCUUUUGAGCUGGCCAACUUCUUGGUUUCAUAUAUUUUCUGGGAUAACAAUGUCCCCAUAGCCUGGAAAUUCUUGGAGAAAGCUCUGGUUUUCAAGAUUGUCCCUUCUCUUCCUCUUCUUGCUCUGCUUUCCUCAAGGGUAAUCCCAAAUCGACAUGUGUGGCCAGCGGCAUUUAGGCUUUACAUGGAACUCGUAAAGAUACAUGCUUUUUCAUUUAAAAGUCAUUUAAAUCUGCCAAAUUACCAGAAGAUCAGGAAUUCACUAAGUAACAUUCUCCAUUGCCAGAUAACUGACCAGACAGUGAAUGAGCCUGGGGUUGUUAUCAUUGAGAUCAUCUAUUCACUUGUUUGGCAGUUUGUUGAUGCAACCUUGGAUGAUGAAGGCUUGCUACAGUUUACUACUGAAAAGAAAUCUGGAUGGCCUACUAAACCACCAGAUAUGGAGAUAGAUUGCUAUGACAGUUCUGAUGGAUUGAGGCUUGAACUCAGAGAGAGGUUGAGGAGUUCUAAUACUGUCAUGGCAAUAGAGUUGAUUGGUCAAUUUCUGCAUAACAAAGUAACUUCCAGGAUUCUUUACUUGGCUCGCAAAAACAUUCCAGCACAAUGGUGCAGUUUUGUCCAGCGAAUCAAGCUGCUUGCAUCCCAUUCAACAGCCAUAAGAAAUUCUAAACUUCUGAGUCCAGAGGCUCUUCUGCAGUUAUUAUCAGAAAAUGACAAGGUUAUGCUUCGGCAGUACAGAAUGCGUUCUGCAAAGCAGUUGUCAGGCGUUUCACAUUUUAGAUCUCUAGCACAUGGUUCUGACCUUUGUGUUGGGCUUAGUCGUGCAUCUCUUUGGCUUCCUCUUGAUCUGGUACUGGAAGAUGCAAUGGAUAACUCACUCGUCAAUGCAACUAGUGCUGUUGAAACUCUUACUGGUUUAGUUAAAGCUCUUCAAGCCAUCAAUGGAAGCACAUGGCAUGAAACCUUCUUAGGACUGUGGAAGGCAGCUUUACAUCUUGUUCAGAGGGAAAGGGAUCCAAUUGAAGGACCUGUCCCUCGCCUGGAUACACGGUUGUGCAUGUUAUUUUCUAUCACAACUCUGGUGGUUGCUGAUCUUAUUGAAGAACAGGAAACUGCUCCCAGCGAUGAGAUUGCCUCUGACCUGGACAGUCACAGCAUGAAAGAGCCUCUUGGAAGUCGUAGAAGGGAUUUAGUCUCCAGUUUACAGAAUCUGGGUGAUUAUGAAAUGCUAUUAACUCCUACCCACUCUGUUAUUCCAGCAGCAAACCAGGCUGCUGCAAAGGGAAUGAUGUUCGUCUCAGGCAUUAAUGUGGGCAGCGCAUACUUCGAAUCCAUCAGCAUGACAGAUAUUCCAAUAAACUGUUCCGGCAACCUCCGCCAUUUGAUAGUUGAGGCAUGCAUUGCCAGAAAUUUAUUGGAUACAUCUGCUUACUUCUGGCCAGGCUAUGUGAAUGGAAGCAUUAAUCAAUUACCUCAGACUGUUCCCACUCAAAUGCCUAGUUGGUCAUCCUUUAUGAAAGGUGCUGCACUUACGCCACUGUUGAUAAACGCUUUAGUGGCAGCUCCUGCUUCCAGUUUAGCAGAACUAGAAAAGGUCUUUGAGUUAGCUGUCAAAGGAUCUGAUGAUGAGAAGGUAGCUGCUGCAAGUAUUCUUGUUGGUGCCUCCUUGAUUUGCGGUUGGAAUAUCCAGGAACACACUGUUUACUUUAUAACUAGAUUAUUGUCUCCGCCAAUUCCUGCUGAUUACAAUGGAAACGACAGUCAUUUGAUAGGUUAUGCACCUAUGCUGAACGUCUUGCUUGUUGGCAUUUCACCUGUUGAUUGUUUCCAGAUUUUCUCGCUUCAUGGCAUGGUUCCACAACUCGCUUGCUCAUUGAUGACAAUUUGUGAGAUAUUCGGCUCUUGUGUUCCAAAUAAUUCAUGGACACUUACAACAGGAGAGGAAAUCUCUGCGCAUGCUGUAUUUUCCAAUGCCUUUACUCUUCUUCUAAAGUUAUGGAGAUUUAACCAUCCUCCCAUUGAAUAUGGAGUUGGGGACGUGCCACCAGUGGGUAGCCAAUUAACUCCUGAAUACCUCCUCCUUGUGCGCAACUCCCUCCUCGUGUCCUCUGGCAACUCACUAAGUGACCCAAACAGAAGGAGACUUUCUGCUGUUGCAAGUGCUUCAUACCCUAAACCCAUCUUUGUAGACUCAUUCCCAAAACUUAAAGUUUGGUACAGGCAACAUCUGGCUUGCAUAGCAUCUCCCCUCUCAGGCCUUGUUCAUGGAACUCCUGUUCAUCACACGGUUGAUGCACUUCUAAACAUGAUGUUCAGAAAAUGUAGCAGAGGCAGCCAGUCAGUAACUUCUAUCACCUCGGGGAGUAGCAGUUCCUCUGGUCAAGGUAGUGAAGAUAUGUUUCCAAGGCCUGUAUUACCGGCCUGGGAUAUCCUAGAAGCUGUCCCUUUUGUUGUUGAUGCUGCUCUAACAGCUUGUGCACAUGGAAGACUUUCUCCUCGGGAACUUUGCACAGGCCUUAAAGACUUGGCUGAUUACCUGCCUGCAUCUUUGGCGACCAUAGUUAGUUAUUUUUCUGCCGAAGUAACUCGCGGUGUCUGGAAACCAGUUUUCAUGAACGGCACAGAUUGGCCAAGUCCAGCAACAAAUCUCUCCUAUGUUGAGGAACACAUUAAGAAUAUUUUAGCUGGUACUGGCGUUGAUGUUCCGAGCCUUUCUGCAGGGGGAAACGCUCCAGCAACACUUCCACUACCCUUGGCAGCAUUUGUUAGCCUUACAAUAACAUACAAACUUGAUAAAUCCUCGCAGCGGUUUCUCGAUUUGGCAGGCCCAGCUUUGGAGUCUCUUGCGGCAGGUUGUCCAUGGCCGUGUAUGGCAAAUGUUGCUUCUUUGUGGACCCAAAAGGCAAAAAGAUGGAGCGACUUCCUUAUUUUUUCAGCUUCUCGUACUGUCUUUCUGCACAACAACGAUGCAGUGGUUCAACUGCUAAAAAGCUGCUUCAAUGCAACUCUUGGUUUAAAUACUAAGUCAAUCACAAGCAAUGGGGGUGUUGGAUCCCUUCUUGGACAUGGAUUUGGAUCGCAUAUUUAUGGAGGGCUUUCUCCAGUGGCCCCUGGGAUUCUUUAUCUACGAGUUUACAGAUCGAUCAGAGAUAUCAUGUUCUUGAAAGAAGAAUUUGUUUCUAUAUUGAUGCAAUCCGUGAAAGACAUAGCUUGCAGUGGACUCACUGGACAACCACCUGAAAAGCUAAGGAACCCCAAAAACGGAAAGUAUGGGCGUGGCUCUCUUGCUACAACAAUGACGAGGGUGAAAUUAGCAGCUUCUCUGUGUGCUUCAUUGGCAUGGUUAACUGGUGGACUGGGUCUGGUGCAUUCAUUGAUUAAAGAAUUUCUACCUUCCUGGUUUGUGUCUGUUCAUCCAUCAGAUUAUGAUGGAGAAUCUAGAAUGAAUGUUCCAAAGCUCCGAGGUUAUGCCCUAGCAUACUUGACGGUGUUCUGUGUAGCCCACGGAUGGGGGUUGGAUACAACAUCAUCAGCAUCAAAACGACACCCAAAAGUUCUCGGGUGUCAUUUUCAUUUUCUAGCUAGCGUCCUUGAUGGCAAGAUAUCGGUUGGCUGUCACCCAGCAACCUGGCGUGCUUAUGUUUCAGGAUUUCUGAGCUUGAUGGUCGAAUGCUUUCCCGCUUGGAUGUCAGAAGUGGACAGUAAAUUGUUGAAGAAACUAAGUGAAGGACUUAAGAAAUGGAAUGAGGAAGAGCUUGCUCUAGCCUUGCUUGGGGUUGGCGGUGUUGGCACAAUAGGGGCAGCUGCUGAACUCAUCCUAAAUAUUGACUUGUAGUUCUCAUGAACAUUGGAAAUUUUGUAGAUAAAGUCAGUAGACAGAAUAUAUGUAACCUUGUAUUCAGGUAGGUAAUCUUUUGCAGAAUGAGAAAUCAAGAUUCUUCCAUAAUCUUUGAGUCAAGAAAUGAAUGGAUAUUUCAGAAACACGAUCCAAAUUCAGCUAAACAGACGGGAAAAUAAAAAUGUAAAGCAGAGAGACUUGGACAAGACUUAAGAUAACUCAAUAGAAUGAAAAACAUCAUAAUUAAUGGUACAAGAGCAGUUUGGACCAUUGUUUUUACAUCAUACAACUCCACUAUAUGCUGGUGACCUGGUCAAUCGCUGGUUAACCAUGGCUUCCCUGACUGAAAAAACAUCACUCCAUCGGCCAGCAUCAGCAUAAAUGUUAGAUAAAAGAACUCUACUUGGUCCAUUAGAAGGCUCCAACCUAGCCAAACUCUUGGCAGCCCUUUCUCCUACAUCCACGUUGCCAUGUGUUUUUGAUGCGGCCAAAAGGGUUCCCCAUAUCGCGAUGUCUGCCUCCAUAGGCAUGCUUUGUAUUAGUUCUUCAGCUUCUUUUAGUCUCCCUGCUCUACCUAGAAUAUCAACCAUGCAUCCAUAGUGCUUGACACUAGGCUCUAAUUUGUAAAUGCUCGUCAUGCUCUUAAAAUGCUUCUUUCCUUCAUUCACCAACCCUGCAUGGCAACAUGCGGUUAAGACUCCAACAAAGGUAAUGGGAUUGGGUCUGAUUUCUCGCUGUUGCAAAUCGGAAAAUAUUCUGAGAGCCAAUUCUGCAUGCCCGUGCAUUGCUGAGCCACAGAUCAUAGCAUUCCACGGUGACACAUCAGAUGUUUUAUCUUUCACUUGAGUGAACACUUCCACCGCACUGCUGAUACUACCGCACUUAGCGUACAUGUCGAUGAUUGCUGCACUCAGAUUGUCAGUAAUAGAGAUGGAAUUAUUGAUUAUGAAAUCAUGGGCCCAUUUCCCUUCCUUUAAUAUACCCAAAGAAGCAAUAGCAGAUAGUACGCUAACCAUUGUAACUUCAUUCGGUUUGAACUCAGCACUAACCAUCUCAUGGAAAAGCUCUAGUGCCAACUCGGGCUUCUCAUUCUGCGAAUAACCAGAAAUCAUGGAGCUCCAUGAAAAAACAUCCCUCUCUGGCAUCUCAUCGAACAAACCCCUAGCUUCAUCGAGCCUUCCAUUUCUAAUUAGACCUGAAACAAGAGCAUUCCAGUUUGCGAUAUGGAGCUUGCUUCCAAGUUUGAACUGCAAACAUGCAGAACUGAUUUUCUCACAAGCAGCAUAAUAAUGAAUUAUUGUUGUCUGCAUGAAGUCGUAACAAUCAAAGGCCUUCUUUAUCGUUACAGCAUGGAACUGUUGACCCUCUGUAAAGGCACUGGCUUCUGCACAAGCUGAAAUCAUAUCCACAAUCAUAACAUCAUUUGAACCUACACCUGUACGGAUCAUUUCAAGGUACAAGGACAAAGCCUCAGUCAACCUCCCAAAUUGCAGGUAACCACCAAUAAUAGUACCCCAAGAAACCACAUCUUUAUCAUCAAUCUUAUCAAAUAAAUCUCUAGCAGAAUCAAGGAAACCUGCCUUUGCAUAUCCAUUCAAUAUCACAUUCCAUGAAACUACAUUUCUUUCAGGCAUCUCAUUGAACAACAACCUCGCAUCACUCAACUGCGAACACAAACAAUACAUGUGUAGUAAAUUAGUCGAAACAAGAACCUGUCUGAGAAGUCCAAGUUUCAUCACCAGCCCGUGCAAUGUUCUACCCUUCUCGACCUUCCAACCACACACAUGCAAGAAAGCCGAGAUCACAGUCCCCAUAGUCACCUCGUUCGGAGAAACCCCUGCAGACCUCAUUUGCUCGAAAACUCGGAUCGCCUCACUCCAACACUCAUUCUGAGCCAACCCGAUUAUCAUCGUAGUGAAAGAAACACAAUUCUUUCCAGGCAUUUUAUCAAACAGCUCGCGGGCUUCGUUCAUGUAACCCGCUCUCACGUACCCGGAAACCAUAAUGUUGCAAGAAACGGCAUCAAGCUUUUCGCUUUCAUCAAAUAUCCGUUUCGCAACACGAAUCCAACCACAUUUGACAUAAAAACUAAUCAAACUAUUGUUAAUAAAAACAUUCCUAUCAAGUCCUGAUUUGACAACAUGACCAUGGAGCUGUUGACCACGAGGAACCCACGAAUUCGCAGAGCAUUCUCUCAGUGCAGAGAUGAUCGAGAGUUCGUAAUCGUUCUUUACGUUUCCGGGUUUGUUCGGGUUUUCUGCAACGGCUAAGCGGGUGGAUGGGGAAGCAGUAAAAGGGAAAUUCUGAGAAAUUAUGGUGGAAAGACAUUUGCGAGUUUGGUGAAUGAAGAAAGAAACAUGGGAUGAAUUGGUUCUGAAAGCUAUGUUCAUUAGACGAUAUCAUUAGGCGUGAAUGAUUCCGGAAUUAGAGAUUUCAGAGAGUUUCAUAUGUUGUUAGUUAACGAACGAACUUUUGAAAGAAAAGUUGGCGGCAGUUCAUGGACUGAACAGAAAACCUCGUAGCCUUUGUGCUUCUUUAUCUGAAUUCUGAACUAUUUUGACUUUUUGAGCAUUGAUGAAUGAAUGUACCAACUAAAUUGACGAAAAAUUGUCUUAUCCCUUGGCUAGGG
Messenger RNA from Oldenlandia corymbosa var. corymbosa, 7060 nucleotides. Lineage: Eukaryota; Viridiplantae; Streptophyta; Magnoliopsida; Gentianales; Rubiaceae. The record is from the annotation of a GenBank genome assembly.